Molecule: messenger RNA, 936 nt
Organism: Juglans regia (Persian walnut)
Lineage: Eukaryota; Viridiplantae; Streptophyta; Magnoliopsida; Fagales; Juglandaceae
Product: neurogenic locus notch homolog protein 3-like
Exons: 6
Coding region: 46-708 (220 amino acids)
Source: RefSeq, a predicted model, not a curated record
UCUACCAAAUCGUGCCGCCCGUCCAUCCAGCACCCUAGCUAGAACAUGGAAAUCUUCAGUUUGAAGUUAGUCACUCGGAUCAUUCAUUUCCAUCUCCUUCUCUUGACUCUCUUGAUAUGCUGCAAUCUGAGAGCCACUUCUGCACAGUUGAUUCCAAACCCGUUACAAGUCUGUGCACUAAUAAAUUGUGGGGAAGGGACAUGCAAGGCCUCUAAUGCUUCAUUGCUUGGUUUCGACUGCGAGUGUAAUCCUGGUUGGAAGAAAAUGCAACUCGGUCCUUUGACUUUCCCCUCUUGUGUUGUGCCUAACUGCACAAUUGAUUUUCAAUGUGGCAAAGGGUCAACAUCACCACCACCGCCACCAGCUCCUCUUGUUCCACCUCCUCUAAAUUUGUCUAACCCUUGUGCUCUCAUUUGGUGCGGCGAUGGAACUUGCGUAACCAAUGGAACUGGAUACACAUGCGAAUGUAAUGAAGGCUCCCAGAAUUUGUUGAAUUUAAAAGGCAUAGCUUGUUUUAAGCAAUGCUACUUGGGAGCAGAUUGUAAUAGUCUUGGGUUUGGCCCAGCACCCAGUUCUUCUGCCUCGCCAAGAAGUACUGGGCCUACUGGCAUAGGCGGCGGAUCUAGUGAAGCACCAAUUUGCUUGAGGAGUCUCCACGCACUAAGCACAAUAAUAUUGGCCCUGAUCUUUCAACCUUGGACUAAUUAAGCGGGGAGCAAAGGAGGUGAUGAUCAAGACGUUGAACACAAUGAUCAUAGUGAUAAGAAUUAAUAAUUAUAUGAUUUUUAUACGCCAAUCUAUAUAUAUAUACACUUUUUUUAUUUUUUAAUUGGCAAUAAUUAUAACACAUGCAAAUCUAGCGGCCACUAAGCUAGCUAGCUAGCCAGGCAGUUCUUAUAUAUAAUAAUACUAAACAAAUUAAAAACAUUAUCUAUC